Molecule: messenger RNA, 486 nt
Organism: Gongylonema pulchrum
Lineage: Eukaryota; Metazoa; Nematoda; Chromadorea; Rhabditida; Gongylonematidae
Source: the annotation of a GenBank genome assembly
AUGGAUAGCACCACCGCUGUGCACCUUCGAAAUGCACUAAGCGCACCGCUGGUUUCCAGUACGGAAAAGCCUAUGUUACCACCAGUGGAUAUAAGCGCGGCGCUUUCGCUACUUGCAAGACCAGCAACAGCAACGAUUCCAACACCAUUCCCCCCACUUACGCCAUUCUCCUUCUCCGAUCCAACCACACUUUUCACAUUCUCACAGCAGCUCCGUUCCACAAUCCCGAACUAUUCGCUUGCAACGGUUGUCUCGCCUCUUUUGCCAAGCACUGGUACAGUUACCACUGCCACCAUUCCGAGGCCAAGCGUUGGGCCACCGCCGCUGAAAAGACCUAAUCGAGAAACGCAUCAGCAGCCUGUUCCCAGCUCCCCAUCUUGCUGUUCCUCAUCAUCGGUGACUUCGUCAUGCAGUCCACCACAGCAAUCUCCACACAGGAAACAAGCAGCACCAGUUCCAGAUGAUAAAAAAGUAGGAUUUCCUUAA